AUGUAUCGCGCGGCUGUGCGGUCGGCUUCUCGCCAGGCCCUGGGCGGCAUGCCCAGGUCCGCCGGGCGCCUGGCCCCCCGACGAUUCGCCUCGACGGCAUCCCCUGCAGACAAGCCGCGGAGCUGGAAGAGCUCUGCGCUGCGAUGGGGUCUGGCCGUCGGUGCCGUGUACUACUACAACACCAGCUCCGUCUUUGCGGACGAGGCUACUGUGCAAAGAACAGUGCCCGCGCCGUCCGCCUUUGCCGAGUCCGACCUGCCGACCGUCGAUGCCGUGAUCGAGGAGAAGCGGAAACAGGUCAAGGCCAAGGCCGAGAGCGCCGCCCCGGCCGCGAAGCAGACGACGUCAGAGAAGCCCGCGGCUGAGACGCAGAAGCAGCCCAGCUCCGAAGCCGCGCAAAACACGGCAGCCCUGGAGGGCGGCCCCGCGGCGCUGGAGGAGGAGGCCGGACAGGAGGGAGCGUUCAACCCGGAGACGGGCGAGAUCAACUGGGACUGCCCGUGCCUUGGCGGCAUGGCGCACGGGCCCUGCGGCGAGGAGUUCAAGACGGCCUUUAGCUGCUUCGUCUACUCGAACGAGGAGCCCAAGGGCAUGGACUGCAUCGAGAAGUUCCAGGGCAUGCAGGAGUGCUUCCGAAAGUACCCCGAGAUCUACGGCUCCGAGCUGACCGACGACCCCGCGGACGAGGAGGCCGGUAGCGCGCAGCCGGAAGGCGAUGUACAGGCCCUGCGCGAAGCGCACCCUGAGUCUGCCGCUCAGGAGACCAAGGCACCUGAGCCUGCCACCAAGGCGCCCGAGUCUGACACGCAUGCGGCGCCCGCAGUGGAGGCCGUGGACGACCCGGCGCCGGUAUGGGAGGAUGCACGUGCCGCCAACGAUUUCGUCGAGAAGAAGCACGAGGAGCAGGCCCCCAAGAAGGAGGAGGCCAAGGAGGAGGCCAAGCCCGAGGCCGAGAAGAAGGAGUAG
Purpureocillium lilacinum is the source of this 966-nucleotide messenger RNA. RefSeq names its product oxidoreductase. The record is from RefSeq and is a predicted model, not a curated record. Gene Ontology annotation, biological process: protein import into mitochondrial intermembrane space. Gene Ontology annotation, cellular component: mitochondrial intermembrane space. Gene Ontology annotation, molecular function: protein-disulfide reductase activity. NCBI's taxonomy places the organism in Eukaryota, Fungi, Ascomycota, Sordariomycetes, Hypocreales, Ophiocordycipitaceae.